AUGCUGGUAGGAGACGAUGUACUACCCAUCCUUACAGCCACUCCCGACCCCAUGCCCGGGGUCUCUCCUCCUCCUAUCCCCGUUUGCGCCCAGACCACGGUUGUCGUUCCCCCGGCAUCCGAGUUUCCGGUUUUAUGCUACAUUAAAGAGAAAGAUCCUCAAUACGCAACAAUCAUGACGGAUGGAGCAACGUCAUCUUGCCCACCGCCUUUCGCUCGCCGUCGUGCUCCACCAUCCUCGUACGACUCGCCAGAUCCCUCUCCAUCAAGUUCACAGCCAAGGGCUCUUGCCCAGCUUUCUGACACUUUGGCCUCAACCUCGGGUAACGUAGCGUGUUCGCCUGCGGCGGAUUCUACUUCACCUCGUGCUGCUUUGGCCCGUAUGGCAUUGGAGUUGGGCUCCGCUCCUGAUUCUUCAACUCCCGGACGUGGUCUGGCCCCCGCUACGACAUCGGAAGGUUCUCGAGCGGACGCGUUUUCCCGCUAUCGGACCCCCGCUUCUUCCGAGCCAGGGCCGUCAACGUCUACCCCCACGGCCAGGGUGGCUCCAUACCCCGCCAAGCGGUUCUGCUCUGCAGUGACGGCCUCGCCUCUUCGCGGGAUCCAACCUCAUCCCGCUCGCUCACCGCGUUGGGUGCAAACUCCCGAUGACUACGUCAAUGAGUUUUCCCACCUCCACCCUUGGGGUGGCCUCGUCGAACCCCGCCCGCCGAUACCCAACCUGACGGAAGAUAUGCUCACGGCGCAAAUGCCAGCUCAUGUUUACCGUUUCAUUCCGCAGGACGGUUACUUUGCGAGCCGCUUCGUACGAUCAUUGUUCCCUCGUCGAUUCGUCGGAACUCCUUCACCCACGAACAAAAUUUCGAUCAUGGAGAUUACCCGUCUGCCCGACAUCAUCGCGUUUCGGCAACAUGCGAUGGCAUUGGCAGACGAGCUCUUGGAUUACACGUACGUCAGCGACUACGAGGAA
Molecule: messenger RNA, 969 nt
Organism: Cooperia oncophora
Lineage: Eukaryota; Metazoa; Nematoda; Chromadorea; Rhabditida; Trichostrongylidae
Source: the annotation of a GenBank genome assembly